This is a messenger RNA of Ilyonectria robusta, 630 nucleotides long. RefSeq lists its product as uncharacterized. The record is from RefSeq and is a predicted model, not a curated record. Bases 1 to 630 code for a protein of 209 amino acids. Lineage: Eukaryota; Fungi; Ascomycota; Sordariomycetes; Hypocreales; Nectriaceae. Gene Ontology annotation, cellular component: membrane. The transcript has 3 exons.
AUGUCGAGAUCAAUCGAAGCCGCAGACGGCCCUCGUUCAGGCUCACUGAAAACCUGUCCCUGGUCAUGGGAGCAAGAGCAGAAGGGGGGUCAAGGAAACCAGAAGGACCAAGAGAAUCCCGGCCAAGAGGAAAGCGGUUACUUCGCGAACAUGCGACAAUGGGCCAGUGAUCACCCCAUCCAGGCCACUGCCCUUGGAGCUGGUGCUGCGGUUCUAGUGUCGCCAGCAAUCGUGGCGUCGCCAGCUCUGGGACUCCUUGGGUUUGGAGCGAAUGGUAUUGUAGGAGGCUCUCUCGCCGCCGGGGCGCAGAGCGGUAUUGGGAGUGUCGUCGCACCCAGCAUUUUUGCAACGCUGCAGAGUGCCGGGGCUGGUGGAUAUGGCGUGGCCGCAGUUCAUGGGGUGGUGCAAGGAGCAGCUGCGGGGGGCCUGGGAGCGACAGGCAUCCGAGGCUGGUUUAAGAGACGAGGUGCGAAUGCGAAACCCGGUGAUGACCACGAAGAAAACGAGACAGCUGACGAACCCAAUGAGGAUGGUGGACCUGAAAGCAAUGCGCCGGGGGACGGUGGCCCGCAAGAUCAGGCAGACGAGGCUGGAGAUGCUCGGCCAGAUGAGCUCCAGGCCCACCUGUGA